UCCCCCAGCUCGAUUUCUCCAAGAACUUACUUUGGUUUGUGGCCAGUGACGGGUAGUCGAGAGGGUGGGCCCCGGGCUAAGACCCCCUCCUUUUCCCGUCCCUGAGCGGGAAGUAUCCGGACACUGCCGGCUGUGCAGCGGGCCUUCUUGCCGGUUCCGAGGCGGUCUUUCCGUGAUCAAGAGUCAUCGUUGUACGAGUGGAGGAGCUUCGUAAUAGAAGAUGGGCCAAGUGAACAGUACAGCCUCUUCAGUAUGCUUAAAGUGAACAUCACUUGAGAAUGCCAGGUCUAAGUUGUAGAUUUUAUCAACACAAAUUUCCUGAGGUGGAAGAUGUAGUGAUGGUAAAUGUAAGAUCCAUUGCUGAAAUGGGGGCUUAUGUCAGCUUGCUGGAAUACAACAACAUUGAAGGCAUGAUUCUUCUUAGUGAGUUGUCCAGAAGGCGUAUCCGUUCUAUAAACAAACUCAUCCGAAUUGGCAGGAAUGAAUGUGUGGUUGUCAUUAGAGUGGACAAAGAAAAAGGAUAUAUUGAUUUGUCAAAAAGAAGAGUUUCUCCAGAGGAAGCAAUCAAAUGUGAAGACAAAUUCACCAAAUCCAAAACUGUUUACAGCAUUCUUCGUCAUGUGGCUGAAGUGUUAGAAUAUACCAAGGAUGAGCAGCUGGAGAGCCUGUUCCAGAGGACUGCCUGGGUGUUUGAUGAUAAGUACCGGAGACCUGGAUAUGGUGCCUAUGAUGCGUUUAAGCAUGCAGUCUCAGACCCAUCUAUUUUGGAUAGUUUAGAUUUGAAUGAAAAUGAACGGCGAGUACUCAUUGACAAUAUUAAUAGGCGUUUGACCCCACAGGCUGUUAAAAUUCGAGCAGAUAUUGAAGUGGCUUGUUAUGGUUAUGAAGGCAUUGAUGCCGUAAAAGAAGCCCUGAGAGCAGGUUUGAAUUGUUCCACAGAAACCAUGCCCAUCAAGAUUAAUCUAAUAGCUCCUCCUCGGUAUGUGAUGACUACAACCACCUUAGAAAGAACAGAGGGCCUCUCUGUCCUCAACCAAGCUAUGGCUGUUAUCAAAGAAAAGAUUGAAGAAAAGAGAGGUGUCUUCAAUGUUCAAAUGGAGCCCAAAGUGGUCACAGAUACAGAUGAGACUGAGCUUGCGAGGCAGCUGGAGAGGCUUGAGAGAGAAAAUGCAGAAGUGGAUGGAGAUGAUGAUGCAGAAGAAAUGGAAGCCAAAGCUGAAGAUUAACUGUGGGAAACCAAGUCCAAUUUAAGGAACACAAAGCAGCCCUUCCUGGCUGGACUGCAUAAACCCUAGACUUGAAAGUUUUCCAGUAUUGAAAACUUUAAAGCUGAAUAUUUUUUAUUUCCAAGUAUUUAAAUGUUCCAACAGACCAGAACGUGAAAUGCCCUCCUAAAUGUCAGCUGUUUUCACACAGUAGCUCCAGCACAUCGAGCAUUUUUUUAAGGGAGUGGCCUCAUUUCACUAAAGACUAAAAUCUUUAAGCUAAGAACAGUCAUAAAAUUGGGCCUGUGAUUUCCUUCUCUGAUGUCUCCAGAUUGGCACUCCUCUGUAGUUCAGUACCUCCAUGAGAUUUACCAAGGGCACUCAAAGCAAACAGUCCCAGUCUUUCUAUAAAAUGUAUUCAAGCAAACAUUAAAUAAAUUUUUGGGAUAUUUAACUAUAGGCUUCUUCCUUCUUGUCACUAGUUAAAAGCAUUCUGAAUACUAAGACCUUAAUUCUACUCAUUUUAGUCUUGAUGUAGAAACAUAAGGGCAGAUGAACAGCUAGCAUUUUAUAUGCCUUCGGAACAUCUUACAAUUAGGGAUUAAUUCUGGAAUUAAAAAAAAAAGUAUCUGCUAGAAAGGAUAUAUGUAGCAGAUCCUUUCAAAAGGAGAUUUUAGAGAAAAUUUUAACAGCAGUGAAAGCUGACCGUUACAGGGAAAAAUUGUUAAAAUGCAAUUACAGAAUUACAUAGGUUGUGUGCCUUUUACCUAUUUGAGACCAAUGACAACAUGUGGUAGAGGGAGAAUUUAUCAUAGUGGUUCUUGUCGGUAUACUUAAGCUGCUUGUACUACAAGGUGGUAAAGUAUGUUUAAAAGGAGCUAGAGAGAGAUGCUGCUGCUUUGAUUUAGUUAUUUUGAGUCUCAUCACCCGGCUUUUGAUUUUUUCCCCACUAAAAUAUCCAGUAGAUGCCACCUGGAGCUUCAGCCCUCUUUAUAACAAAACAGGCAUCUGCUCGAACACAGCUGCAGUUUUUCUACAGGUUUUUAUCUUUAAGAGCUCAUUAUUUUAAAGGUGUAUGUAUAAAAUAAGUUUUACAGAUAACACAUUGUUUGAAGUUAUAACUAUGGUAGUCAGAAUGGAGGAAAUCUUGAGUUACUUGGGUCUUGUCUUCAUUCAUAUAAUGAGGUGUACCAGAUAUAUUUAAUUUUAUUAGUUAUCCCUUGGAAUAGCUGUUUACAUACCUAGAAGAUUAAACCUAACCUGCCCUAGUAAAUCCAGAACUAGGCUUAAUGUUAAAGGGACUGGAAAAUAUAAGAAGAGUGUGUAAGGACGACAGUUUGUGGCAUUUGUGAAGGUUUGUCCCUUUCUUUAAUUUAGCAGCCUAUAGCAGCAUCCAGAAGUCUGACUUCAGAUGGCUUAUUUCCAAGGGUGAGCCAUGAUUGCUAGCUAGCAUGCCACAUUGGGGAUUUAGAGGAGCAUUUGGAUGUAAUCAAGAUGUUUAUCUUGGCACGUAAUUUUCACUCUGUCUUCCUGAAGCAUCAAAAAACAAGUUCAUAAAGGUCAAAAGUGUUACCUAAAUGUAACAGGUGCCCCUUAAAUGUUUGCUACAGGCAGCAGAAUUGUUUUUAUACUCCAGAAGCCAUGACUGUUGGGAAUACUGGUGGCCUCCAUGGUGAAUGAUUUUAUACAAGCCUUUUGCUCAGUUCCAUAAAAAUUUUGCACAUUUUUUAUCCAGGGAAAGAUCAGUACCUCACUGAUUCCAUGAAAGAACAAACUAAAGUAUGCAUACACCCUGCUGACCUAAAAAUCUCUCUCUCAAACAUGAGGAUAACUUGAGGAAAGAAGACAGAUAAAGAAAAUUGAAUAGCUUACCCAAAUUUUGGAUCUCUCCCCCAAAAGCCUUUUCAUUAAAAAUGCUGACAGUUUCAUCUACUCCCCACUCUGCUCUUCAUAUAGAGGUCAAAUGGUUAUCAACUUAAAACUGAAAAUUUGCUAUAGUUUGGGUUUUGUUUAUGCAUAAAUAAUUGAAAAUCAAAAAUGGCCAAGAGAAGAUUGGAACAUUUAAACCAUUGUUCAUACCAGUUUUAUAGCAAAAUAAGGCAAACAGUGGGAGCUGUCAGAGACAGGCAUUGCAUUGUGCCAAGCAGUACAGUUACACAACUCAGUUGUACUCCCAAGCAUUCUUGACCUGGCUACUUUUAUACCAAAAAUAAUUUAGGGGUUUUUAAAAAUUCAAGUGCCACUGUCUUAAGACAUGUUCACUAAUUUGUCUCAAGAUGAGUGUCUUCAGCACGUGAAGAUCCUGAUAACCUCCUAUGCAAAGUGGGGCACAGUUGUGCCAACGUGAAGGCAGGAAGCCAUCAAACCAAAUGUAGUUUUUUAAUUCAGAUAAACACCUGUUGAUAUUCAAAAAGCAAUAAAACUAAUUCCAGGGGCAUUAGACCUUGGUAAAGUGCCAAAUGGAAAAUGGUGCUUUAAAAAGGCGAGGUCUCUUAAACUUACAAUGUAAGGAAUAAAGUAAAACCUCAUUAGCUUGGAAUUCCUGAUCAUUCAAGUCAGGUAUUCUAAACAAUAUUAAAAGGAGAAAGUUCAAGCUAUUUAAGAAGACAAACUUUUAUUUGAGCACUUUAGAAGUAUCAACUCCCCUUAAAUGUAAGUUACAUAUCUAGUCUUUUCAGUAAAGCAAGUCUGAGCACUUGUACCUGACGAGAAUGCUGGCAAUAGUUUGUGCCAGAUUACUGUAUAAAAUUGAAAGUAAUAAAAAUGUUCUUUAAAAAUACUGUAUGAUACAGACUUUUCACUACUUCAGAUUAACCUCCCAACGGGUGAAAUUUCUUGGUACCUGUUUUCUCAGUUAAUGUUCAUUUUAAAACCAAAAUUUCCUACCUUGAUUUAAUUCCUUCCCAUUUACAUCCUUCUCUGUCCCUUCAUCUAA
Molecule: messenger RNA, 4140 nt
Organism: Trichechus manatus latirostris (Florida manatee)
Lineage: Eukaryota; Metazoa; Chordata; Mammalia; Sirenia; Trichechidae
Gene: EIF2S1
Product: eukaryotic translation initiation factor 2 subunit alpha
Exons: 8
Coding region: 279-1226 (315 amino acids)
Biological process (GO): translational initiation
Cellular component (GO): eukaryotic translation initiation factor 2 complex; eukaryotic 48S preinitiation complex
Molecular function (GO): translation initiation factor activity; RNA binding; ribosome binding
Source: RefSeq, a predicted model, not a curated record